Molecule: messenger RNA, 681 nt
Organism: Debaryomyces fabryi
Lineage: Eukaryota; Fungi; Ascomycota; Pichiomycetes; Serinales; Debaryomycetaceae
Product: phosphoglycerate mutase
Exons: 1
Coding region: 1-681 (226 amino acids)
Biological process (GO): fructose 2,6-bisphosphate metabolic process; negative regulation of glycolytic process; negative regulation of programmed cell death
Cellular component (GO): cytosol
Molecular function (GO): fructose-2,6-bisphosphate 2-phosphatase activity
Source: RefSeq, a predicted model, not a curated record
AUGACUAAAGAAGUUAAAUUAAACUCAGACCCCAAUAUACUCCGCAUUUUCGUAAUAAGGCAUGGUCAAACUGAUCAUAAUGUGCAAAAGAUCUUGCAAGGUCAUCUAGAUAUAGACAUCAAUAAAACAGGACUUAAUCAAUCGCAACUAGUCGGAGAAGCCUUAAAAGGUAUAAAGUUUGAUGGUUUUACAACUUCUGAUUUAAUAAGAUGCCAAAACACAAGCAAGGAAAUACUUAAAUAUCAUGGUGACAUAGAAGUUAGAAAAUCAUCAAAUUUAAGAGAAAGAGAAAUGGGGAUUGUGCAAGGGAUGUACCUUAAAGAUGCGCUUGCAAAGUAUGGUGAAAAUUUUAGGAACAUGGGUGAGUCUAAAGAAGAUUUAUUAAUGAGGGUUGACGGCGAGUGGAAUCGCAUUGUGAAGCUUAGUGAAACUAAGGGUUAUUCAAAUUAUGGAAUCUGCACUCAUGGAGGAGUCAUAACUGCCUUCAUCAACUAUCUUUAUGACAUAAAAGAGUAUGGCUUAAGUACAUCCUUAAGACCUAAGGAUUUGAAAGUUCCAUUCAAUACAUCGGUUUCGGUAAUCGAUAUUAACAAACAAGAUGGUAGAGGUACCAUUCAUAUAUUUGGUAACACCGAUCAUUUGGGUGCACAAUUAGAAGUAAAAGAACAAUUAUUGAGGUAG